CAAAACCACUCAUCAAAACGGACCUAGCUGCCUUUGGUCUUCUCAUCCACACACUGCUCUAGUGCUAGUCCGCCGCCUACUACUGCAAUAGGCACUUCCGCCCUCAACAACAAGCCAGAGGAUUGCGGAGCCAAGCCAAGCAAUCUACACCGUUCCAUAACCAUUGCACAAGGUAAUUAAAGGGGGCUGUGUAACGAAUUAAUCAACUGGUUUGGAUUUGGACCUUUUCAAAUACUGACUACAGUAUUUGGCCAGAAGAGCUGUAGCCACAACAAACCAUCUCACCUGCAAUAACUGUAAACCCUCGGGAGGGGUUCAAGUGCAGAGCCAGUAUGAGCAAGUCCUCCAAACUGGUGUCCACAAGUGCUAAAAGGAUUCAGAAAGAGUUGGCAGACAUAACACUGGACCCUCCACCAAAUUGCAGUGCUGGUCCUAAAGGUGACAACAUCUAUGAGUGGCGGUCCACCAUUUUGGGGCCCCCAGGAUCUGUCUACGAGGGAGGGGUCUUCUUCCUGGACAUCGUGUUCACACCGGACUACCCCUUCAAACCACCAAAAGUCACCUUCCGCACGAGGAUCUACCAUUGCAACAUCAACAGCCAGGGCGUCAUCUGCCUGGACAUCCUGAAGGACAACUGGAGUCCGGCGCUCACCAUCUCCAAGGUCCUCCUGUCCAUCUGCUCCCUGCUCACAGACUGCAACCCAGCGGACCCCUUGGUGGGAAGCAUCGCCACCCAGUACACAGCAAACAGAGCUGAACAUGACAGAAUAGCCAAACAGUGGACCAAGCGCUACGCCACAUGACAUGGACAAAGACUGUGCCUUUGACUGCUGCUCGAGAAACUCAUGGACUGAGCUAUUCUUCUUCCUUUGUGUGUGUGUUCUUCCUUUUUAGGAUUUUAUUUGAAAGGUGCGUGUGUGUGUGUGACGUGUGUCUAUUCUUUGUCUUCUGCAAUUUUAAUUUAUCUUUGCUAUAACUGUGAAUACAAUAAAAAGCCACAAAAAACGUU
Engraulis encrasicolus (European anchovy) is the source of this 1009-nucleotide messenger RNA. RefSeq names its product ubiquitin-conjugating enzyme E2 E1. Gene Ontology annotation, molecular function: ubiquitin conjugating enzyme activity. The record is from RefSeq and is a predicted model, not a curated record. Lineage: Eukaryota; Metazoa; Chordata; Actinopteri; Clupeiformes; Engraulidae. Gene Ontology annotation, cellular component: nucleus. Bases 333 to 803 code for a protein of 156 amino acids. The transcript has 6 exons. Gene Ontology annotation, biological process: protein K48-linked ubiquitination.